Messenger RNA from Hyalella azteca, 519 nucleotides. RefSeq lists its product as uncharacterized. The transcript is spliced from 5 exons. Lineage: Eukaryota; Metazoa; Arthropoda; Malacostraca; Amphipoda; Hyalellidae. The record is from RefSeq and is a predicted model, not a curated record. Bases 61 to 519 code for a protein of 152 amino acids.
CUGCCAUCGCACCGCUGCUCCGACCUGCCAUCGCACCGCUGCCACGACCACAGAGAAAAAAUGAAGCGAGCUCUGAUGUUUCUGAUCGCCGCCGCAACCGUUGCCUCGUCCGCGGCAGGUGCAUCCCUUUGUAGAGGGGCUUUGUUCCUGGCACGGCAGAAAAUCUUGUAUUCCGACGAUGCUAAUAAAUGCGCUCGGCAGGACAAAACGUACGCGAGCAACUUUCUUGCUUCAAAUGGAAAAUGCAAUAACUACGAAAGUUUGACUGGGUACGAUGCCGCAACAUGUGAUCCCAUACACUUCAAUUAUUCCAAGUGCAUGUUGCAACCAGCCAAGCUCCUGAAACCUGACAACACAUUUGACUAUGUGGCUUUCGAGACGAUUUCGUUGAAGAACCAAUGCAGCACUGAUACCAACUUCGCAAAAGCUUACCCAAACUGCAAAAAUUCUACCAUGAAAUAUUUGAACUGCGUGGCUCGAGAAGCUCAACACAUGAACGGUAAGCAUUAUUUUGUAUAA